AUGAAGUUUAAAUCGUCUAAUUACAACGUUGGAUACCCCGUCUACGGGGCCAAGUUCCUUAAUGAUAGCAUGUUGUUGGUCGCUGGUGGUGGAGGCGAGGGGAACAAUGGUAUUCCAAAUAAACUGACUGUUUUGAGGGUCAAUUUCGACAAGACUAAGAUCAUCAAGAGGUUUAGAGAGAUCACUUUGGAUCCUAAUGACGAUUCUCCAACGACUUUGGACGCUGCAAAUAAUGUUAUCUUAAUGGGUUGCAAUGAGAACAGCGAGAAGAUUAAGAGUGGACAAGGCAAUCAGCAUCUGCGGAAAUUUCUUUAUGAGAACGAACAUCUGAAGUUUGUGGCAAGUGUUGACUUUGAUGGGUCCAAAUCACCGGAAGAUUACACGAAAUUAAUCUACAUGUCGCAUGAUGGUAGUGUAGGGGCACUAGCUUCUUCCAAAACACCUACAGUGAUUAGAGUAAUUGAUCCUCAAACCCUGGAGGAAAAGUAUGAGAUCGAAACGGGCCAUGAUGUGAAGGAUAUGCACUUUGCACCUGAUGGGAAAGUCAUUAGUUAUAUCACAGCAUCCACUCUAGAAGUUAUAUCUAUCGUUACCGGUAGGUUCAUCAUUAGGAAAACUGAUUUUGAUAGGAAUUACAUUCUUUCAAAGAUCAGAUUUCUCACAGAUGAUACUCUUCUCAUUGCUGCAUCGUUGAAAACUGGUAACGGUAUUGUCAUGAUUAAGAUCAGUUUGAAAAGUGGAGGUGCUUCUGUUCUGAAGACCAAAAUGAUCACUAAUAAAUUUAAAGGUGUUACCUCGAUGGACGUCGAUUCGAAGAGCCAACUGGCCGUUCUUGCUGGUAACGACAAUUCCGUCUCAAUUGUUAAGCUUGGAGAUCUUUCACUCGGUAAGAUGUUUAAGCAGGUGCACAACUUUGCUAUUACAAGGGUCACUUUCUCUCCAGAUUCGAAGUAUGUUGCUAGUGUCUCAGCUGCCAAUACCGUCAACGUCAUGGAUAUACCUGACAAAUUUGCUUCAUCGACCUCAAUCGUCAAGAAGAUUUGGAAACUGUUCCUAAAUUUCGUUUUGAUUGUCAUCAUUGCGGCCUUGGGCCAACUUGCAUACAAAUAUGAUGUCGGUAAUAAGGUCUUUAAAUUUUUGAGGGAUCAGUAUAUUACAAGGCGUCAAAAGUCAGGAGCCAUUGAUAUCCUAAAGCAGACUACAUUAGUGGGUGAUAUCGUUAGUCAAGAAACAAUCACUCGACCACAGUUCACAGCAAACAGCGUAGUGGAAACUACCGCAUUUCUGACCAAUAGUGCGACUGCAGCAGGUGCUGACUUGUCUGAUGAUGUAUGGUCGAGUGAGUUGCUUACAACCAGUGGAUACGAUUCGCGUAGUACCGAAGAUCCUGUGCCAAGUCAAAGUACCGAUCCAAGCAAUGCCGUUGAAGAGGCGUCUCCAAGUGCGGAACCAUUUUCUUCUCGUAAACAGUCGACGGAUAGCUCAAUUAUUUCGUCUACUGAAGCCCCUGGAACUCGUGAAAGUGUCUCUGCAAAGCUCUCUAGCAAAUUGGAGGAGGCAAGUGCUGUCAGUAUCUCUUCGGGAAGCUCUAAGACCUCAUCUGGUAACUUUGUGGCAAGUUCUUCCACGGCAUCAAAACCAAUUUCGACUCAGGAGCACAUAACUAGCAGUGUUUCUAGCAUCUUGGAGACAACUCCAACACCUGAAAUUAAUUCUAAGGAUGACUACCAACUCACGUCCUCUGUUUCUAUUGAAGAGUCUUUCUCAAGUGGAGAUGGUUCAUCUGCAUUGAACGAAUCAUCUCAAGAGUUUUCUACAGAUAGCACGAAGGAUGAGCAGUCAGACGAAGUCACUCGUCAAUUGCCUCUUUCUGAAAGCGGGCUACUUACCAUGCAUUCAGCGCACUUGAGCGGAAAUACUAUGGCAGGAUCAAUUGCUCCAGAGGAAAGCACAUCCGCUCAAGGCGUCCGCUCAAGCUCUAAAGUUGCCGUAGGAGGGGUCACCUCACUAUCAAAAUCAACAUCCUCUUCCUCAUCUCUCGCUUACGAAUCGCCAAAGGUUCAGUAUGUCGAUGAGUUGCAAGAAUCUCAUGGAGUGAUUGCUGAAGAUACAAUGUUAGAGGUCCCCUCAACCACGUCCCAAACGAGACCAAAUUCUGCCACAGAGACUCAUUCAACAUCCUUCUCUUCUACCUCAACUGAGGAGUUACAAUUGAACGAGAGAGCGCAGGCAUCUAACAUUGAUGUUGGUUACGGCUUACUUGAAAAAAAGACACCCGAACCUACUGAGGAACUUGAUGGAGGUGAAGAGCUUGUUACGCCCACUGAUACUCUCGAGUCGGGGAGAAUUUCGUCAGACGAUGAAUUUGCUCUUCCCUCUGAUUUCGUUUCUCUAGAAACUGGGAGAGAUCAGUUGUGUUCGAAACCCUCUGGUAAACAGGAUGCCUCUGAGUAUGUGAGUGAUAUCACAGAACCAAAAACAACCAGUACAGAAAUCGAAAUAUAUGUCGAGGUACCUUCAACUACUCUACAAUCUUAUAGUGUCGCUUCAACCGAAAAGACAUCACUGUCGACUGAAAUUCAAACUUCACCAAGGGGAGACGGUAUCACUGCUGCGGUGAGACCUGCCACUAAGUCUGCCGAUAAGAAGAACAUAGUAAGCGACGCGGUUAAGACUGAGCUCACUAUAAGCUACUCUGCAUCGGAACCGUAUGAUGAAAUUUCCACCUUAGCCUCUGCCGCUUCAAGGCAAACUAACUUGGAGCUGACAAGCUCUAAAAGUGGUACUGUAUCCUUUUCUUCUACCACCGCAAACAGCGAGUCGUCAGUAGUUCCGAAUGACCAUGAUGAGCUAUAG
This is a messenger RNA of Torulaspora delbrueckii, 2856 nucleotides long. RefSeq names its product GTPase-activating protein SED4 (gene SED4). The transcript has a single exon. The coding region runs from base 1 to 2856 and encodes 951 amino acids. The record is from RefSeq and is a predicted model, not a curated record. Lineage: Eukaryota; Fungi; Ascomycota; Saccharomycetes; Saccharomycetales; Saccharomycetaceae. Gene Ontology annotation, molecular function: guanyl-nucleotide exchange factor activity; GTPase activator activity; protein binding. Gene Ontology annotation, biological process: protein secretion. Gene Ontology annotation, cellular component: endoplasmic reticulum membrane.